Aureobasidium musti is the source of this 2430-nucleotide messenger RNA. The record is from the annotation of a GenBank genome assembly. NCBI's taxonomy places the organism in Eukaryota, Fungi, Ascomycota, Dothideomycetes, Dothideales, Saccotheciaceae.
CGUUCUGCAACCAUGGCCGACGACGAAUACGCAUACCUGCAGCCGGACUUUGAUCCAAGCUCUCUCACAGUACCCCGCCUGCGCUCCAUCCUGGUUGCCCACAAUGUCGCCUAUCCUUCAUCUGCAAAGAAGUCCGAUCUGAUUGCUAUCUUCAACUCAAACGUUGCUCCUCAGGCUAGAAAGAUACUGAACGUUCAAUCCCGUACUGUGCGCUCCGCUAGAGGCAUCGUCGACGUACCUUCUAGCCAAUCGAGCACCAACGACGAUAACGACGACGACGAGGAAGGCACCGCUGACGACAAUAUCACUGUCUCUGCAACUCCAGCAAGACGGACUACUAGGCGUGCCGUCACGCGACCAGCUGCCGAAGACAUCGUUGCCCCCACACCUCGUUCGACCAGGAGGUCAUUCGCUCCGACAAGUGCUAGACGUGCUUCCAGCAAGCAUGCUACCGUCGAGCCCGAGCCUACUCCAAGACGCGCUGUCAGGUCUUCUUUCCCGAGCGAGCCUCCACAACCCAUCUACCGUGAUCAGGGCGCAGAUUCGCCAUUCUCGAAGGACAACCCCUUCCAGAGCGGAAGCUCCCCACCAUCUGCAUACCGUCACCGUAGCAAGAGUGGAGACCGAAGACGAACCACCAUUGGGCCGUCAGCCGACAGAGAGAGAAGAAAGAGCAGAGAUGCCAGACGCAGAACCGACGGCUUCUAUCGCCAAGAAGAGGAUCUUACCGCUGUGUCGAGAACACCGGUUGCACGAGUGAAAGUUGAGCCAGAAUACGAGGAGGAGUACGAUCAAAUGGUUGCUGGUGAAGAGUUUACUCCGGAGGAACAGAACGAGCUCAUCAAGGCCCAAGAAGAAAACCCGCGCUCUGCACUCAGCCGUAUACCUCGCAAGCAAAAGCCAAGAUCCGGAGCAGCCAAGGCUGGGUUCACGACCGUCCUUUUCACCAUACUUGUUGCAAUUGCGGCUGUUUGGCGGCAGGAGAAGAUCAAGGUCGGCUUCUGUGGCAUUGGACAGCCGUCAGAAACAUUUGCUGGUGCUGAUAUUCCUGAGUGGGCUUCGUUCCUCAAGCCAGAAUGCGAGCCGUGUCCAAUGCAUGCGGAAUGUCGAGAGAACCUUCAUAUCGUUUGUGAUGAUGGGUUUGUGCCUGUCUCGCACCCUCUCGCGCUUGGUGGUCUCGUUCCUAUCCCACCUACCUGCGAGCCGGACAGUGAGAAGCUUCGCAAGAUUACGGCAUUGACAAGUCAUGCCGUCGAGACUGUCUUGCGGGAGGCAAAUGCGAAGUAUGAAUGUGGGNGGACCAAGACUCCAUACGUUACUGAGCCAGAGAUCAAGGCAACCAUUGCCGCAAAGGGAAAGAACAUGAAAGACAUCCUCGACUUGAUUGAUCAAGCAAUCGAUGAUGUCCCUAAACGUGAUGAGGUGAAGACCAAAGUCGAUCCCACAUCUCUCGCAGCCGUCAGCUUCAGAUGCGCCCUCAAACGAUCAGUUCGCCUCACGAUUAGACAGCAUCUUCGCGAACUUGUAGGUAUUCUUGUCUUGGCUGUUACGGCUGCAUAUGGUCAACGUACCAUCUCGAAACGCCGUUCUACUUCAACUCAGGCCAAGCAUUUGGCAGGUGUGGCUCUUGACAAGCUUGCCACUCAGGCAAGUCUGCAUGCUCAAGACCCCGUUGGUUAUCCCGAGCCAUUGAUUAGCAUGGUCGCACUACGUGACGACGUGCUUCGUGAUGAGUUCCGCGCACAAGAGCGCAACAGAAUCUGGACAGCCGUGCAGAAACUCGUCGAGGGUAAUGCCAACGUCAGAACCAUGGUGCGUGAGGGCCGCACGGGAGAUGUUAGCAGGAUGUGGGAAUGGAUUGGUGCAGUCUACCGCAUCGAAGGAGGUUCAGCACACCAAAGUCCAGCAGUGGGAAAGAUUACAAGCCCUGGAAGACUGGACGAUAGCAUGGCAUCUGGAAGUGGUCUAGAGAUCGAGAAGCGACGAAAUAAGCCACAAAACGAAGUGAACACCACGAGAUUAGCCAUGGCCGAGCGGAAACGACAGAUGCAAAAGACAGACACGGCGCACAAUACACCAGACACCCUUGGACAAAUGCUGAUCAAGGCGCGCUCUUCAGGUCAACGUUCCCAAGACUCGCCGCACCUACUGCAAGGGCAAGGACUGCAAGAAGCACACCCAGCACAAGGUCACCCAGUACAAGGCUGGCAAGNNGCUUCCCUCUUCGCCCAGGGUAAGCGUCGUUACGACCGUAAGCAGUCCGGUUACGGUGGUCAGACCAAGCCUGUCUUCCACAAGAAGGCCAAGACCACCAAGAAGGUUGUCCUGAGACUGGAGUGCACAGCAUGCAAGACCAAGGCACAGCUUGCGCUCAAGCGUUGCAAGCACUUCGAGCUGNGGAAGACCAAGGGUGCCGCCCUCGUCUUCUAA